This is a messenger RNA of Aethina tumida (small hive beetle), 972 nucleotides long. RefSeq lists its product as uncharacterized. The record is from RefSeq and is a predicted model, not a curated record. Bases 123 to 776 code for a protein of 217 amino acids. NCBI's taxonomy places the organism in Eukaryota, Metazoa, Arthropoda, Insecta, Coleoptera, Nitidulidae. The transcript is spliced from 2 exons.
UAAUCGUCAUUAAAUUUGCAACCUUUCACUGACAGCACACCACCCAUCAGUUAGUAUAAAAAGAAAAAAUCCAUCUGAUUGCACCAUCAGUACCAAAAAGUUCUUCGUCACAAGCAUAUAACAUGAUAUUUCUGAGUGCAAAUUUGCUUCUGGCCUUCGUUGUGGGAACAUCCAGCUCUGGUUUCGUCAGAGGUUACGGCGAAGGAGUUUCUGCCAGCCAGACGUUCGAUCACGGACAAGGUUACGGACAAGGAACCGAAUUGCAUAGCGGCAGCGGACACGGUUCCGAGAUCGACGCCGGUACCGGCAGCUACGAGUCCGGAAUUGGUGGAGGUUCGACACACGGCGGCGACUUCGAGACCAAACACUUGGAGGAGCACGUUAGCAUCCCGACGCACACCAUCGAGCACACGAAACCGGUGCCGGUGCCCGUUUACAAGAAGAUCGGCGUGCCAGUUCCGCAUCCGGUGGGAGUACCGGUGCCGCAAGUCAUCAAGGUGCCAGUACCGCAACCCUAUCCCGUUCACGUUCCGGUACCACAGCCGAUCGCGGUUCCCAUCUACAAAUUGGUGCCGCAGGAGAUUGAGAAGAAGGUUCCGAUUACCGUGCAUAAGAUUGUGCCCGUGGAAGUGGAGAAGCCGUAUAAAAUAGAAAUCGAGAAGCACCAUCUUCAGUACGUGGAAAAGCCGUACCCAGUUCACGUGCCGGUCUACAAACAUGUCUACCAUCAUGUGCCAAAACACGAAGGUGGUGGCGGAGGUCACGGAUGGCAUUAGGGCAUCUUAGAAUAUUAGUUGUUGUUGAAUUUUAUUUAUGAUUUGUUGUACAUUAUUAAUUGUUGUUUUAUACUUUCUCAUUAAUCAUUUCCUAGUCCAUCAUCAUCAAUCAUCAUCAUCACCACCAGCAUCAUCAUCAUUAUUAUCACCAUAGUUUCGUCAUUAAUGUUUUUAAAAUAUUGUUACUAUUUUUCUA